This is a messenger RNA of Trichobilharzia szidati, 2077 nucleotides long. The record is from the annotation of a GenBank genome assembly. NCBI's taxonomy places the organism in Eukaryota, Metazoa, Platyhelminthes, Trematoda, Strigeidida, Schistosomatidae.
GAAAUAUAGGUCUACAUCAGGUUAUAUAUAUAUAUACGUGUAUAAAUGUAUUGUUUUAAGUGAGAGUAUAAGUAGUAGUAUUAUGCAACGCGUAUGCAUUUACGAAAUCACAUUAUGCACUUCUUUCAUUCAAGUACACAGUUUUUGAAUAAAAGAUUGAUUCAACAAACACAGUAGUAAAAAAGGGAUUUAAAUCGUCCGCCGAUUAAUACGGCAAAAUAAAACAACAAUUCAACCAUAGUUAAUACAUAUUCGUCAAGAUUUCCAAACAAAAAUGAGGAAAUUACAAAUUUUUUCUUGAUAUUCUUCAAAUAUAAACAGUUAAGUUUGGAUUCAAAUAUACAUCAGAGCAGAUAGUUCAUAUUACAAGUAUCAUGACUAUUUAUUUCACUGAGUCAGUGAAUACGCACAGGAUAUGUCGAACGAAUCCGUUCAAAGUAUGUAUUUAUUUAAUUUUUUAUUUUAUGUUCUCAUGGAUAUCUGCAGUUCCUUUUCAUAGAAUGCAUUCAGAAAUUACAGUCAGUCUACCAGACACAUAUAAAUCACAAAUUAACAGAAAUUAUAAUCAACUAGAAAAGUCUAACAAGCUUUUGCAUAAUAUGAAUAAUAAUUAUAACACUUUUGAUACACAAAAUUCUGAUUUAUUAAACCAGUCCAGUGCGUCAAGUAUAGAUACAGUUAAAAAGAAUGAUGUAUUCAAUCGAAAGUCGACAGAAGCAUUGCACUUUCAAUCAGGAUCAUAUCUAUUCAACAAUAAUCCACUGCUUACAAAUUCUCAUGGUAAUUAUUUAACAGAACUCAAUUAUUAUCCUAAUGUAUGGUUUCAGCAAAGAAAACACUUACAAACAUCAAAAUAUCGCCCUAAUUUAUGGACUUCAUUAAAUGUAGAGAAUUGUUAUGAAGUCAAGCCAGCUCCAGACUUACUAUCUAUAGAAGAAAUUGAUCAGUAUGAAAAGAAUCUGUUAGAAAUGAAUGAUAGGACGCGUUUCUCAAGACAAAUUAGAAGAAAAUAUGCACGUCAGAGUAGGCGAUUGUUUCGUUUAAGAAAUCAAAGAAUACAAAGGAGAAAAUCUUCAAAUCAGCUUACAGAUCAUAAAAGUGAAAAACGAAAAAUUCGUUCCUUACUUGAAGAUGAUACAGUGAACAAAGAAUCUAAAAUUUCAGACAUUAUUCUAACUAAUAAUAAUUCAGAAGAGAGAUCUCUAUUGAACAAACAUUUAAAGAGUAAUACGGUUGCUGCUAUUACUGUUCACAAAAUAGCUAUUCGUCCAUCUGUAUUGGUCUUAAAGCAUGGAAAUGUCCAAGCACGUAUACAUUAUGUUAUGCAAUUGCAUAGAGAAUUAAGUGAGCAGUAUCGAUUGAUCAUAGAGGUGCGCAUGAAUCCAAGCUUUCCACCGUUGUAUAUUGGAGUUAUCCAAAAUGUAUGCGAUUAUUGGCAAGCAAAUGUUCCACAGUCAAAGUGUUCACUUAAGAGACCCAGAUUUUAUCAGAAGAAUACCAUGUGCUUUUGUAAUAUGCCUCCUGGAAUUUAUAGACAGAGAGUUAAACUAAAUCUUAACAACAUACUUGAUGAACUUGAACUACCACGAUUUUUAGUUAACUUCUUACUUACUGACAAGAAACUUGACGUUCAUAUUACAAUUAAACUUGAAAUGGAGAACAAAGAUCUUGUUGGGUGUAUGAAAGUAAAAUUACCAUUACAAUUUAUAUCUGCCUAAAAGAAAUGAAUACUGCUUUGGUACUACAUUCUAUUCCUAUGUAAUGACAUUCAUGGAUGAAGAUUUGACGUGACUAGGGAUAAACAGUCGGCAGAAGCAAUCUAUACAUACUGAACAGGUCAACUUCAUCAUUGUAUUGCCAAUAACUAAGCUCCUCUUAGCUUCACUAAACUAUCCCACUAUGUAAACAUUCUCAGGCUGUUAAGAUAAACUAAUUGAAAAAACCUCGUCCGUAAUUUAUUCGUCUUUGGUUUUCUACAUCCUACAGGACCUAAUUAAUUUACACAUUCAUACAGAAUAAUUUGUUUCUGUGAAUCAAGUAGUGGUGAACUGGACCUAUUCACUUGGAGAGAUGUACA